Molecule: messenger RNA, 450 nt
Organism: Gongylonema pulchrum
Lineage: Eukaryota; Metazoa; Nematoda; Chromadorea; Rhabditida; Gongylonematidae
Source: the annotation of a GenBank genome assembly
AUGGCAUACGGAAAACUGCAAGGUUUAAUAGAUAGUGCAGCAAUACGUAUGCCUGGCCGUAAUGUUAUCAACAGUGCACUUGGCCUGGCAAAUGUGGCAGCUAUGGCGGUAUACAUGAAUUCAUCGGAUCACUUCAUCGAUUUGUCGAUGCUUGGUGCCACGUCGUUGUUGAGCAGCAUCAUUGGUGUUACCCUCACAAUGGCUAUUGGUGGAGCCGAUAUGCCAGUUGUGAUCACCGUACUCAAUAGCUACAGUGGUUGGGCAUUGUGUGCUGAAGGAUUUAUGCUUAACAACGAUUUGCUAACGAUUGCAAUGAAUCGAUCGAUUGUGAGUGUGAUACUGGGUGGAGUAGGAACGAAGAGUCAAGGCAAAGGACAAGCGAAAACUUUAGUGGGAACAGCAACUGAAACUACUUCAGAACAGGUUCUCUUCUCAUAUCUUCGUUGCUAA